GACGUAAAUGCCCUUGGCUAUUUCGUUAACUCGAUCCAACAAUUAAGUAUAAUGACGUAAAUGCCCUUGUCACCGCCUUUCCCUUGAUAUUAUUAAAAAUAUCGAAAUUAGGGUUCAUGAUUAACAGAGGAGAGCUCUGAUUCUGAAUCUAUGGAGGCUGCGAAAGAGAGAGUCGGCUUGCUUGACAAGAUCCUUCCUCCGGCGUUGGCAGACGCCGGCCUCGAAGAUUGUGCUCUGCCGCCUGAUUCUAUUCAUGAAGCGUUUCGCAAAGCCGCAGACGCCGUGAAAUCGCGCGCGGCGUCGCUUUUCGAGUGCGACGAGGAAGAAGGCGGUUGCGUAGCCGAUCCGCGUCCGGGAACGGAGACGAAGCCCGUUCUCGGAGGUUCUGAUAGGAUCGUCGUAGGCGGGGAUAAUGGAGGGGAUGCUGGGCCGUGUCUAGUCGGAAAGGGCAAUGAGAAGUUGGAAGAUGCGGUGGUGGUGGCGGGGGAAGGAGGAGAAGGGAAGAGCUGCGGUGAUGGUUUGAGAGAUCUAGACGUUGAAGGUAUUGAGAGCAGUGGGGAGAAGGAUCAGAGUGAAGAAGACGAGGAAGAGGAGAGGAAGCCCAUUUUGGUUGAAGGAUUUGUCUGAAGAGUAGUCUUCACGGUGUUCCACGAGUUGUGUAUAUAAAUAAAGUAUUAGACUUUAGCAGCUUUGCCUCUAAAAGUCUGAGCUUUUGUAUCCCAUGUUAAACUUGGAUGAAAUACGAUCUCUUUUUACCUACUUUUCCUGCUUCUAUCCCAUGAACUAUUGAUUCGUUUUGCUA
This is a messenger RNA of Brassica rapa (field mustard), 802 nucleotides long. RefSeq lists its product as uncharacterized. The record is from RefSeq and is a predicted model, not a curated record. NCBI's taxonomy places the organism in Eukaryota, Viridiplantae, Streptophyta, Magnoliopsida, Brassicales, Brassicaceae.